Emiliania huxleyi CCMP1516 is the source of this 1300-nucleotide messenger RNA. RefSeq lists its product as hypothetical. The record is from RefSeq and is a predicted model, not a curated record. The coding region runs from base 5 to 1300 and encodes 431 amino acids. The transcript is spliced from 4 exons. Lineage: Eukaryota; Haptophyta; Isochrysidales; Noelaerhabdaceae.
GGCCAUGGACGAGAGCGAGGACGACAGCGACUGCAGCGUCCGGUCGGACCGGCCGACGCAGUUCAGGCUCAACGGCAAGUCGUGGGACUUUGAGAACCCGGUGACGCUCGUCCUGGCUGCAGCGCGCCAGCUGGGGAUGGCAAUCGGCCGCGACGUCAACCUGCUCUGGAUCGCCGACGAGGCGCUGCUGGACGAGUUCGACGAGGGCGAGGCGGAUGAGAGGCUCGGCGACGCCGUGCCCGCGGCGCCGCUCUCCGAGGAGGUUGCCAGCCACUACACGUCCCUCUACGAGGCUCGCUCGCGCACAACCUUCGUGCGCCAGGCCGCGGGCGCCCACCCGCCGCUGCCCACGCCGGCCGGGCGCCGAGGAGGUCGCGCCAGUCGCGCAGAGCGCGCGCGGCGGCGGCUUGCGCUUCGCGAGGCGCGCCUCUCCAACAUCUCGGAGAGGAGCCGCGAGGACUCGUCCGGCACAGAGGCGUACUCGGAGAGCGCCUCCUCGCCCGAGGGAGGGCGAUCCGACGAGCCGUGGAUGCCGUCGGGGCGCGCGGCGCCGGCUAGGGAGGGCACGGCCGCGGGGCUGGCUCGCGCGCUGCCGCGGAUCGACUCUGCGAGCCUGCAGCUCGACUUGCUCGACUCAGAGGCGGCUAAGGCGGAGCCGGCCGGCGGGGAAGGGGCUUCGGAGGCGGAGGGGCUGGCGGGGGGGCGGCGGGGGAGGCGGCGGGCGUGGGCUCGGAGGCGGCUGCCGCGGAGGUUGGGGAUGCUCCCUUCGCGGUCGGUGCUGCCGUCGAGGUCGACUUUGACGACGAGGGGUGGUUCGAGGGGACUGUGGUUGGCGUGGGGCGAGGCGGGCGAGGCUUCGUCUAUCGCGUGGCGCUUCGGUCGGGCGACGAGCACGACGACGUGGGACGGCUCCGAGGCCCUGUCUCUGCAUGAGUCGGGGCAAUCAACCCAGCUGAUUGAUGGACAGGUGGAGGGCUCCGAGAUCCGGCCGCUCGGCUGGCGCGGCGGCCGCACGGCCAGCGUCUCCACGGAGCCAAACACUCGCUCGGACGCGCUCAGCGGCUUCGAGAUGCCACCCUCCGCGCCCGCGUCGGACGUGGCUGGCCCGGAGCCGGAGGAGGCGGAGGCAGAGCCUUGCUUUCGCAUCACCGACGCCGGAGUGGAGUGGAGCCCGAUCGAGCCCGGCGCGCCGCCCGACUAUGCCGCGCCGACGCACCUCCUCCUGCGCCAACAUGAUCAGCGGCUCGCUCGCUGGCCGGAGGUCAAGCUGGCGCGCCUCGCCGCUGGCCUCGAGGUGUAA